Messenger RNA from Nannochloropsis gaditana CCMP526, 531 nucleotides. RefSeq names its product slingshot (gene SSH). The transcript has a single exon. The annotation marks the transcript as partial. Gene Ontology annotation, cellular component: cytoplasm. Gene Ontology annotation, biological process: protein dephosphorylation; regulation of MAP kinase activity. Gene Ontology annotation, molecular function: JUN kinase phosphatase activity. The record is from RefSeq and is a predicted model, not a curated record.
CCUUAAUGCCACGGGUGUCCCGUCUGUAUUUCCUGAACUCUUCACCUAUUUCAAUUUGAGCCUUCACGACAACGAGUCCGCCAAUUUGUUAGCAUGUCUUCCUGCCGCCUUCACUUUCAUUGAGACAGCUCUUGAAGAAGGAACUGGGGUGCUGGUCCACUGCUCAGGGGGUCGGUCCCGUUCUGCGUCGCUCGUAAUAGCCUACUUAAUGUCUAAGCUAAAGCUUACCUUCGAGGACGCAUUUGCACGUGUACGUGCUGCACGUCCUGUCAUUCAACUGAACCAAGGGUUUGAAAUGCAGCUUCAAGCCUAUGAAGAUCAGGCAUGCGAUGUCUACCGAGCUCAUCAGCAAGUGCUUCGAAUCCGUUUACACUCGUUCGCCGAACUACGUCGUCAAGGAUCAACGCGCGUAUCCACGAAGGAAGCAGACAAGCAAAACGUCUCUUAUAAUCAAUCGGCUACCUGGGAAACCUAUUCUUUUCACAGCCCAGAGCAGGAGAGGCAGAAAGAUCAGCGACAGCCUCAUCCAGG